GUUAAAGUUUAUGCUUAUCAAAGUAAAAUUUAUAAAAUUUUAUGUUAGCCCGUUGCGUGCUGGAAAAACAAUUACAGACAAUAUUUUAUUAAAAUAUAAAUAUAUUUUUUACUCUGAUUAUAAAUGCGAUCGAUGUGACAAAAUAUUUUUUAAUGUCGUAAAUUACUAUUAAAUAGCAUUAUGAAAUGGCUUGCACUUUGUUAUAAUCAACUAUAAAUUGAUAGAUAUGGAAAGCAUACACCAGACUUUACAAGAAACAUUGCAAACAUCUAUUGAAGAUCUUCCUGAUGAAGUAUUGGAAUUUAUUCUCGGGUUUCUACCACCUUAUAAAGACUUACAAAAUUGUAUGAGCGUUUGUAAAAGGUGGUGUAACUGCGCAGAGAGUGUACUGCAUAAAACAUCCAUUAAAUUGGUAAAAGCUAUUGGAGAAUUUAAUAUUUUGUGGAAAAACGUUGUUUCGAGUGAUAUUGUACCAAGUAUUACUAAGAGAUUCUCUCAUGCAGCAUGCAUCCUUGAGAACAAUAUGUAUAUAUUUGGUGGAUGCACAACAAAUGCUACAUCAUUUAAUGAUUUAUGGAAAUUUGACUUGUCCAAAAGGCAAUGGGUGAGGCCUCUAGCCACUGGUACAUAUCCAGUACCUAAAGCCUAUACAACUAUGGUCGAUUAUAAAGAUUGCUUAAUAGUUUUUGGAGGAUGGACUUAUCCCUCUCUUUCUCAAUAUUACCAGAAUGUUACAAUGUUUAAUGAUAUCCAUUUUUACUGUGUGAAUACUAAUAAAUGGAUUUUAAUUAAUACAAAUAACCCACCCCCUCCAGUUGCUGGGCAUUCUGCAUGUAUCCAUGAUGAUGAAAUGGUAGUUUUUGGUGGCCUAGUUAUGUCGGCAACACAGAAUUUUCAGAUACAGUGUUCAAAUGAUGUAUGGGUUUUAGAUUUAUCAACUUUCAGUUGGAGAAAACAGCCCACUACUAGGCCCAGACCAUCCCCACGAUAUGCCCAGUCGCUUAUUCAGUUAGAUUCUGAUCAAUUAUUACUAUUAGGUGGUGUGCAAACUUUGCAGAAUAGAUUUGUAUAUAGUGAUUGUUGGGUACUGACUAUGAAAGGACCAAUCUGGACCUGGAAAGAAAUAGCAGUUAGAAAUAAAGAGUGGGCAUCAGCAAAUAUAUGGUGUAAUCCUGCUUGUAAAGUAGGAGACAAAGUUGUCAGUUUGAGUAGGAGCAGAAAUGGCUGGAAUAGCGCAAAACCAUUAGUUACGUCAGCUGUUCGAUUAUCUAACUUUGGUAGAGCAGAAGGAGCUCCAGUUUCAGUGAGAGUAGAGCAAAGUUUGCAGAGACCAUUAGAUAGAGACCAAAAUAUAAAUGGAAGGCGUGGUAUAUUACCACGACAAAGAGUUCCUGUAAAUGAACCAAUUGCUGGGCCCAGUAAUGAAAAUGAUCAAGCGAGGAUACCUAGAGCUGUUAAUGAACAUUUAAAUCAUGAUUACAAUAUGGCAGCAUGUAGUGGAGAAGCUAGACAAUUAAAUAAUGGUCUAGACAUAUGUAAAAAAGAAACAGCUUACAGAAGAAAUAAAAAUAAGAAUAAAGGUAUGAAGAUUGUUAGACAACUUCAGGAAGCUAAUAAAUAUAGGAUGGCAGCAUUUGCCUGUGACUCUAUAGGUAAUGCUCCACCAGAAAAUGAUCUCAUUAACCAAAGGCAAAUUGCUCAUUUAGAAAAUAGAUUAGAUGCUCCAGCAGAUAACCAGGAACAGAGACAAUCUAAUGUCAAGAAAAUUAAAAGGAAUACACUGUCAAUGCACGUCCUAGAUAUAUCAACAAUUGUGGGUGGUAACUCAAUGAACUAUGUGUCAUGGUUGUGCCCACGUCUCGGUGAAAUGAGGGGUGCUCCGGAAGAAUUGGUCAUGUACUCUCUAGUAAAGGGCAAUGGCGAACUCAUAAUGUUUGGAGGUGUACACAAUGAUAUUAGUAUUUUGAAUUACAAUGAGCAGCAAAAUAUGUACUCUAAUUCUUUACAUUUCAUCACACCACCCAGGGACAUUAUUUAAAAGAACCCAAAAGUACUAAUGUACUAUAUGAAGUGCAUAAUUAAUUUACGUUGUGAUUAUAUGUAAGCAUGUAUUUUAAAGUUCUCAAUACAAACGAUAUAAGGACGUUGAAUGUUUGUUCAAACAGCUAAUCAUUUCUUGAUACUCAUAAUAUAUUUAAAGUAAAUAAUAAUAUCGUGUAGUUAAUUUCUGUAAUGCUGAAGUAAUAAUUUUCAUUUACCUGCAAUCAUAAUAAUACAUUAUAGGAAUAUUAAAGGCGUAUCCAUUAUAAUUUUUGGGUGGGUGAUGUAUUUGCUUAUGAAUCUUAGAACAUAUUACUAAAGGGAAUGUUAAUAAAACUUGGACGGCUCAUAAUUAAAAUGUUGUGUUCAAAACAUUAAAACUGCCAAUUAAGGAUUUAAAAAAUUUAUAUAAGAUUUUCAGAAUUGUUGCUUUUUAUGCUAAAAUUAAAUAGAACACUGUAACCAUUAAUCCAUGUAUGUACUGUAUUUGUUGUUUGUUAUAGUUUCUUCUGUGAUCUGUAAAUAACUUUGACUUGUAAAAAUAACUGUUGCUUAGCUUGAUAAAUUAAAAUUUCGUUCUUAAUUCACAA
Messenger RNA from Danaus plexippus (monarch butterfly), 2630 nucleotides. RefSeq names its product F-box only protein 42 (gene Fbxo42). Gene Ontology annotation, molecular function: protein binding. The transcript has 3 exons. Bases 227 to 2038 code for a protein of 603 amino acids. Lineage: Eukaryota; Metazoa; Arthropoda; Insecta; Lepidoptera; Nymphalidae. The record is from RefSeq and is a predicted model, not a curated record.